Messenger RNA from Halichondria panicea, 2648 nucleotides. RefSeq names its product probable aconitate hydratase, mitochondrial. Gene Ontology annotation, biological process: tricarboxylic acid cycle. Gene Ontology annotation, cellular component: cytosol; mitochondrion. Gene Ontology annotation, molecular function: aconitate hydratase activity; 4 iron, 4 sulfur cluster binding. NCBI's taxonomy places the organism in Eukaryota, Metazoa, Porifera, Demospongiae, Suberitida, Halichondriidae. The record is from RefSeq and is a predicted model, not a curated record. The coding region runs from base 139 to 2490 and encodes 783 amino acids. The transcript has 20 exons.
AUUUUAAUAGCGGGGAUGAUGAAAUUUGGAGCUUCUAUAAGACGACCUUAACCUAUUUCCUGAUCCUACAAAGGUCAUACAUUUGAAAGUGGUAGUGCCAUUUGAACAGGCACACAAACGAGACUCAAGUGUUGAAAGAUGAUGUGGAAAGUACUCUCAAAGAACUUUUCUGGUGGCAAAGCGUUACUUGGAAACACACAGAGAUGGAUCUCGACAUCCUCCAGUGUUUGGCAAAAGGUUACCAUCAGCAAGUUUGACCAGGACAGGUACUUGGACUAUGGGAAGAUGGCUGAAAAUGUGGCCAUUGUCAAGGACAGACUCCAGCAGCCACUGACAUUGUCCGAGAAGAUAGUGUACGGUCACCUGGACAGCCCCAAGACUCAGGACCUAGUGAGGGGAGAGUCUUACCUCAACCUCAGGCCAGACAGGGUGGCCAUGCAGGACGCCACUGCACAGAUGGCCAUGCUCCAGUUCAUCAGCAGUGGCCUGCCCAAGGUGGCCGUCCCAUCCACCAUUCACUGUGACCAUCUCAUCGAGGCUCAGUUGGGGGCAGAGCAGGAUCUUGAGACAGCCAAACAACUCAACAAAGAAGUGUACGACUUUCUGGCCACUUCUGCUGCUAAAUAUGGACUAGGCUUCUGGAAACCAGGCAGUGGAAUUAUUCAUCAGAUCAUUCUAGAGAACUAUGCCUACCCUGGGCUGAUGUUGAUCGGCACUGACAGUCACACACCCAAUGGAGGUGGUCUUGGGGGUGUGCUCAUAGGAGUGGGCGGGGCUGAUGCAGUGGAUGUGAUGGCCGGUCUGCCGUGGGAGCUCAAGUGCCCCAAGGUGAUUGGUGUGAAGCUCACAGGUCAGCUACGAGGGUGGACGGCCCCCAAAGAUGUGAUACUCAAGGUUGCUGAUGUUUUGACGGUGGCCGGUGGCACUGGGGCCAUCAUCGAGUACCACGGACCAGGAACAGAGUCCAUCUCUUGCACUGGGAUGGCCACCAUCUGUAACAUGGGUGCAGAGGUCGGGGCCACCACGUCACUGUUCCCCUACAACCAUCGCAUGAGCUCCUAUCUCAAAGCCACCGGAAGAGGAGCAAUUGCUGAGCUGGCUGAUCGCAAUGCCAACAUCCUAGUUCCGGAUGAGGGUGCUCAGUACGACCAACUGGUGGAGAUCAACCUUGAUGAGCUUGAGCCGCUGGUCAAUGGUCCGUUCACCCCUGACCUGGCCAACCCCAUCUCACAACUAGGCAAGAAUGCUCAGGAGAAAGGAUGGCCCAUGGACAUCAAAGUCGCUCUUAUUGGCAGUUGCACCAACAGUUCUUAUGAGGACAUGGGUCGUUCGGCCAGCAUUGCCAAACAAGCUCUGAAACAUGGCCUUAAAGCAAAGUCAGCCUUCACCGUGACCCCUGGGUCAGAGCAGAUCAGGGCCACCAUUGAGAGAGAUGGAAUGGACAAACCGCUUAUGGACAUUGGAGGAGUGGUGCUGGCCAAUGCUUGUGGCCCGUGUAUUGGUCAGUGGAACAGACAGGACACCAAGAAGGGAGAUAAGAACACCAUAGUCACCAGCUACAAUAGGAACUUCACUGGAAGGAACGAUGCCAACCCUGAAACACACGCAUUCGUGGCCUCACCUGAAAUUGUGACCGCCCUGGCCUUGGCUGGUCGACUGGACUUCAACCCCUUGACUGACUCCCUAACUGGCUCUGACGGUACCUCCUUCAAACUGGAAUGCCCUGAUGGAGAUGAGCUUCCAGAAAAUGGGUUUGACCCAGGACAAGACACAUACCAGGAGCCCCCAGUAGACGGCUCUGAUAUUAGUGUCCAGGUGGACCCUAACAGUAAUCGUCUCGAAUUGUUGACCCCAUUUCAUCGGUGGGAUGGUAAAGAUUUGGAGGAUGCCCUCGUUCUUAUAAAAGUCCAUGGUAAGUGCACAACGGAUCACAUCAGUGCCGCCGGGCCAUGGCUCAAGUACAGAGGUCACCUGGACAACAUCUCCAAUAACAUGUUCAUCACUGCCACGAAUGCUGAGAACAAGGAUCUGAACAACGUCAAGAACCAGCUCACUGGAGAGUUCGGAGGAGUGCCAGACACUGCCAGAUACUACAAGUCUCAAGGAGCUCCGUGGGUGGUCAUUGGUGAUGCCAACUACGGGGAGGGCAGCAGUAGAGAACACGCUGCUCUGGAGCCACGGCACCUCGGGGGAAGGGCCAUCAUCGUCAAGAGCUUUGCUCGGAUUCAUGAGACCAACCUGAAGAAGCAGGGAAUGCUUCCCUUCACCUUCUCUGACCCUAGUGACUAUGACAAGGUUCAACCAACCGAUCGAGUGUCUCUCUUGGGACUGGCAGAGCUGGCACCAGGAAAGCCGGUGAGGUGUGUUCUGAAACACUUGGACGGGAGCAGCGAUGAGAUCCAACUCCAGCACACUAUGAACCAGGCACAAAUAGGGUGGUACAAGGCGGGUAGUGCGCUGAACAAAAUGGCGGAGGUCCUCAAGUCUUAAUUUGUGAACAAAACUGAUAGACUGUGUUUCCUAUAUGUAGUAUCAUUAGCGGAUUUUCUACAUCCGAUUAUGCUGCUUACAUGUGUACUGUAGCUCGAAGUUUGUGCAUAUGCAUGUUAAUUGUCCAAUAUCUCUAAAAUAUAAUGUUUCUCACUGUA